Messenger RNA from Lingula anatina, 2225 nucleotides. RefSeq lists its product as uncharacterized. NCBI's taxonomy places the organism in Eukaryota, Metazoa, Brachiopoda, Lingulata, Lingulida, Lingulidae. The record is from RefSeq and is a predicted model, not a curated record.
CUCACCUUUUGUUGACAGUUGUUAGUCGAUUGCAGUUGAUCACAUCUUACUCGCUCAGGCAAGGGUCAAUUGAUUCCCGAUUUACCUGAAACUAUUGGUGUCUAACGAUAUCGGCAAUCGAAGGGUUCACAAAUAGACACUGAAAAAACAACACAACAGCAUGAAAAAGAAAUUUAUUCACAUUUGACUUGGACACCUGCCAACAUGAAAGGCUGAGCUACCUUUGAGGAAAUUAAUUUAAUUUGAGGGAUUUAUUGGCAGCAGGAAGAACAGAUCAAUGAUGUGCUUCACAGUUAAGAUGGACUAUAUAGACUGGUACUGAGAUAUGGGAGAAGAAGAGGGGAUAGAGGUGCGCUUUACUCUACCAGUAAAUUUUGACCCUGAAAAGGAGCGUGAGAUUACCAAAAGUCUGUUGAAAUGUAGUGAAAAUGUGGAGCAACAACUGUUGCACCCACCAGUCCCAAUACUGUACAAUAGCUGGGUAGAUGUUCUAGGUGGAUGGGUUAUCGAACCAUCAAAAACUGUUGAACGGGUGCCAAAGAAAAGGAAAACGAAGAAACCAAUUCCAGUGAAUGAGAACAAGACUGACAUUCAAGGAGAUUACCGAAACAGUAAUUAUAAUGAUUUCAGCAACAGUGGGAAUUUAACCUCGCGCUCAGAUGAAGAUGUGUGGCCUGGGUAUGUCCCAGACUGGAAAGCCGGAGUCGAGGCUCACACUUAUCGUUAUGUUCCUAAUAAUGGGAAGUACAGAGCGAGGAAGUUUGCAAAGUCAUAUGGUGGCCCACCGACUAAAAUACAGAGACACGUGUACGACAGGCCAGUCGUUCUUUCCAUGGAACAGAAAGUCUUGCAAAAAGAAAUACAACGGGAUCUGCGCAGGGAGUUUGAGCAGUAUGAGAUGCAAAAAAUCAAAACGACUGUUGAGCAGAAGGAGAGCAGCACAAACAAUGUUGAUAGUGGAAGGACUAAAAAGGGGCUCAGUCCUGUUACCAAGGAUUUGAAAUUUCAAAGACCAGGCAGUCCUCGAUCCAAAUCUGCCUCGGAUAGUGAUACGCCUGCCAUAUACUUGCCAAUGAUGGGGAAAACUGUGAGUGAGAACUUCAUCGACAAAUUUACCACAAAAAUAUCCAUAUUUGAGGAGGAAGUUCGCUCUGAUCUGAAAAAGUUCAACAAAAAAUCUGGAAAUUCAGAUGGUGAUAAGAUAGACAACACAGGGUUCCGACUCGGCAGAUUAAAAAGUGAUAAGUCAAAAUACAGUGGCAAAACUCCACAAAAAACUGAGCAGCUGGCUCAGGAGACUUUCUCUGUACGUCAAAUUUAUAACUCUGACAAAUCGUUCAAACAUGGGCGAAGUAAGGACUUGCAGCAAGAAGCAAACAUUGGUGCAGUGGCCGGUGCUAACAAUGCAAGACAUCAGUUGCACAACAGAUUUAUGGGGGACAUGAUCACGGUACCGCUGUCAAAUAUCUCAUCUCCAGAGACCCCACAGGGGGCUGGCUAUGAGGAAAUCUCUCCCUGGUAUGAGAAAGAAAGAAUGUGGAUGAGGGAUUUUGAUAAUGGUAGGCCCAAUAGUAACCAUAUUCCAGAUACCAAACUUCUUGAAGGAUCUCUGACCGCUACACGAUAUUGUGUUGGCGUUGGACCCCGGGGAGACACAGGAGGAAGCAGCAAUAACAGUAGUGCUGACAGCAAGAGAAAGACUACUAAUGCACCAGGGUACAGCAGCACGAAAAGUGUGACGAACAGUUCAGAAAAACGCAAUACAAAACACAAUCGAUCGAAACAAAAACAGCCAACAAAGUCAGGUAUUAAAGAAGAAGCAAAGGGCGUAAUCCUGGACACAGAUGAUUCGAGCACGAAAUUCAUUCUGAAUGGUUUCCAUGCUGCUCCUCUUGGGAUUUUAAAAGAUAGAGAAAUGACUUUAAGUGACAAGCCAGACACGUUAAAUAACCCAUUUAAAGGUAAUAUUCUACCUCAGAUCUCUGGGAAAAGAAUUGAAGUUCCUGUUGGUUCAAACAAAGUCAUGUAACUGCCAGGCCGUUUGUAAAUUUGGCUAUAGAAUACUAGUAUGUUGUACUCUGCAUAGCUGACUAUGGUAAAAACAAGCCUUUAGGUCUCUUUCCGUAGUAGCUCAGUUUUUAUCAAAGACUGAUUCAUUUUGGCCUUGGUAUUUUCAUACAUGAAUUAUACUGACUUUCUCAUUAUUAAGCAACUCAAAUGAUAUA